AUGAGAGACCUUCUUCUCCGACACUACCCUAACAUUGAACGAAUCCAGGCUGAACAAAUGGAGAGAUGGGUCUACGAUUCAAGAUCCACAAUAAUGAGACACAAUACGAUGAACAAAUUUGGUGUUGUUCCUUAUGAUUUUGGCUUUGAAGGCAUGCUCCCAAAUUUGGUUGAUGACUUCAUAAGCCCUAUAUCUCAAGUCAAGUUUAAUGCAAACGGAAUGGUUGUUGGAACUCUUUAUGGGUUUGACCAGUUCAUGAAUCCUGUUGUCGAAAACACCGUGGAAGUGAACGGAACGAAGCAAAAGUUGGUGAGGCUCUUACAAAAGCUUUCAAAACGGGUUUUGUCAACAAUGAGGUUCUCUCAUCUAUCGUUGGUUACCUCUGCCUCUGCAUAA
Arabis nemorensis is the source of this 396-nucleotide messenger RNA. NCBI's taxonomy places the organism in Eukaryota, Viridiplantae, Streptophyta, Magnoliopsida, Brassicales, Brassicaceae. The record is from the annotation of a GenBank genome assembly.